Molecule: messenger RNA, 2012 nt
Organism: Platichthys flesus (European flounder)
Lineage: Eukaryota; Metazoa; Chordata; Actinopteri; Pleuronectiformes; Pleuronectidae
Product: ras-related protein ralB-B-like
Exons: 6
Coding region: 289-894 (201 amino acids)
Biological process (GO): Ras protein signal transduction
Cellular component (GO): plasma membrane
Molecular function (GO): GDP binding; GTPase activity; GTP binding
Source: RefSeq, a predicted model, not a curated record
CAGUACGAGGUCUCACUCCGAGGUUUUUUCCCGUGUGGUCUGAGCGACUGACCAGUGGUUAACGGAGGCAGGCUCCGAGUGGCUGCUCGCCGCGGCGCAGACGAUCUGUGUGUGUCCGGGUGGGGCAGCAGUUUGAACUCUAACUUCAACGCUUCGUCUCUUUAUGGAGGAUUUGUCCGGCUCCUCUGAGGCUGCACCGCGAACACGUCAGCGGGCUUGAGUGACAGCUUGAGAGUUUGAAGUCGUCAGUGUGAGUUGUGAGCUGCUGGACCAGCGUAGACCAGAGUCAUGGCCUCUGGAAAGAACAAGAACCAGACGUCCCUGGUUCUGCACAAGGUGAUCAUGGUGGGCAGCGGCGGCGUGGGGAAGUCCGCCCUCACCCUGCAGUUCAUGUACGACGAGUUUGUGGAGGACUACGAGCCCACGAAGGCCGACAGCUACAGGAAGAAGGUGGUGCUGGACGGCGAGGACGUGCAGAUCGACAUCCUGGACACGGCGGGACAGGAGGACUACGCCGCCAUCAGGGACAACUACUUCCGCAGCGGAGAGGGUUUCCUGCUGCUGUUCUCCAUCACGGAGCACGAGUCCUUCACCGCCACGUCCGAGUUCAGGGAGCAGAUCCUGCGGGUGAAGGAGGAGGAGGCCAUCCCGCUGCUCCUGGUGGGGAACAAGUCCGACCUGGAGGAGCGGCGCCAGGUCUCUGCCGACGAGGCCACGGCGAAGGCCAGCGAGUGGGGGGUGCAGUACGUGGAGACUUCGGCCAAGACGAGAGCCAACGUGGACAAGGUUUUCUUUGACCUCAUGCGGGAAGUUCGCAAGAAGAAAAUGGCGGAGAGCAAAGACAAGAACGGGCCGAGUGGCAAGAAGAAGAAGAAGCGCUGCUGCAUCCUCUAACCUCCAGGAGCCAAAGAGCCCAACGGUCCCACCGGCCCCGAGCAGCGGCUCCACGUCGGCUCCACGUCGGCUCUAGAUCUCUGGAUGCUCGUCUGCUGCUUUAUUUUUACUACAUCAAAAUCUAUUUUCUCCAAAUGUGUAAAGUCCAAACUAAACGAAGCGCCAGUGACGAGUUCACGUUUCACUUUCCCCCGGAGGAUUCUCACUUCCUCUGUCACGUCUGAUGUGAAGCUGCUGCUUCCUCUUUCCUCGACUCGUCAAAAGGGCCAAAAGUAUGUAGACGCACUCUUCUCCAGUUUUCUCACAGUCCAGUUGGUCCCCGAGGUUUUGAGGUUUUGAGGUCGAGGGCCGAGCGAAGCUUCCUCCUGGGAAACGUCUGUUGGAGGAGCUGCUGUGUGCACGAGGCCGGCGACAAACUAACACAGACCCAAUCACCAGAGGUCGUCUAGUCUUCAUUCAGAGGCUUGAACGUUUCCACGUGGUCGACGCAGCGUUUAGUGUGUUGACGUCUCGUCGGGAAAUAAGUGAAUCAUCUAAUAGUUCAACAGAGUAAAGAAAAGAACCUCAUGAGUCAAUAAAUAGAGAAAUACAAAUAUCACAGCAUUGUGUUGUUGUGUUGUUGUGUUCAUCUCCUCAUCUUUUCUCUGCUGUCGACAACCAGGUGACACACGAGACGUGUCCACAUACUUUUGGCCACGUUGUGUUAUUUUCCUGCAGAAACAAACAAUCACAGAACGUAAAGUCCAGGAACCGUUUGUUUCUCUCGACGCAGGAGAACAGAUCCUGGUGAUGAUGAUGAAAGAGAUUUGUGCCUUAACCUGUUUCCUGUCCUUUAAUUCUUCUUCACCUUCUUCUUUGUCCGUCAGAAGCCAAACUGUUUGACUCUUUCUUUUCUCACGUUCCUGAUGCGAGCGACACUCCGUUUGUAUGAAACUUUAUCGUCCACUCCCUGACGAACACCAGUGUAAUUUAUAAUCAAAGGGAUUCUUCUGUUCCAAUCACUUCCUGUUGUAUUUGUGACGCCUGUGGUUUGAAGGGACGCUGUGUGUGUUUGUGUUGGUGUGUGUGUUGGUGAGACCACAUUUCAUUUGAUAAUAAAAGAAAAGACGCAAUGAUCA